Molecule: messenger RNA, 3786 nt
Organism: Pteronotus mesoamericanus
Lineage: Eukaryota; Metazoa; Chordata; Mammalia; Chiroptera; Mormoopidae
Gene: DDX31
Product: DEAD-box helicase 31
Exons: 20
Coding region: 78-2225 (715 amino acids)
Biological process (GO): ribosome biogenesis
Cellular component (GO): nucleus
Molecular function (GO): nucleic acid binding; ATP binding
Source: RefSeq, a predicted model, not a curated record
AGCGGAGCUGCGGUCUAGGUUCGCGAGGUGCAGACGCGCCCCGCUUGCCUGCGUGUGGCCGCGCCUCCUCGCCGGCCAUGGCAGCCACCGACGGAGUGCUCUUGCACCUCUCCGCCGCCCCCGGGACGCCCUCCAGACCCCGCACGGCCCAGGCGAGGCGGCAAGCACAGGCCACCAAAAGAAAACGCCAAGCGACCAGGGCGGCUCCCCCGGCGAAGCGGAGGAAUGAGACAUCUUCCCUCCCAGCCAAGAAGGGCGCUGCUAAGGAAACGGCGAGGACUUUGAAGGGGAGGGCAAAGAAGGUGCUUUCUGCGAAGAAGUCUUCGGCCAGUGCGAGUGGUAGGAACCAAGAGCAGAAGCCGGGCAUUAAGACUUCAUCAUUGUUUAAAAACAACCCCGAGAUUCCCGAGCUCCGCAGACCUGUAGUCAAGCAGGUGCAGGAGAAGGUGUUUUCUUCGGAAGCCUUUCACGAGCUGGACCUCCACCCACACUUAAUUUCUACAAUAAAUACAGUCUUGAACAUGUUUCAUAUGACCAGCGUUCAGAAGCAGAGCAUCCCCGCGUUGCUGGAAGGCAGAGACGCUCUCGUGAGAUCCCAGACGGGCUCAGGUAAAACUCUUGCCUAUUGCAUCCCGGUGGUCCAGUCCCUUCAAGCAAUGAAAACCAAAAUACAGCGCAAUGACGGCCCCUACGCUCUGGUGCUUGUGCCAACAAGAGAGCUGGCUCUACAAAGCUUUGACACUUUCCAGAAGCUCCUCAAGCCGUUCACCUGGAUUGUGCCCGGAGUGCUCAUGGGCGGAGAGAAGAAAAAAUCUGAAAAGGCCAGACUCCGCAAAGGGAUAAAUAUCCUUAUUUCCACUCCUGGACGCCUGGUGGAUCAUAUAAAAUCCACAAAGAACAUUCAUUUCAGUCGGAUCCAGUGGCUGGUUCUGGAUGAAGCGGACAGAAUCUUGGAUCUGGGUUUUGAGAAAGAUAUCACAGUCAUACUCAACGCAGUUAAUGCCGAGAGCCAGAAACGACAGAACGUCUUGCUGUCGGCGACUCUCACGGAAGGUGUGACGCGGCUCGCUGACAUCAGCUUGCACAACCCAGUCAGCAUUUCUGUCCUGGAUGAGAGCCACGGUCAGUGUGAGCUGGAGGACAGCGUGUUUCUGGACGCGUCCGCCCCACAGCCCAACGACGAGCUCGACGGCUUUGCCGUUCCGGAGGGCCUUGACCAGUACGUGACGCUGGUCCCCAGCAAGCUGAGGCUGGUCUCCCUGGCGGCCUUCCUCCUGCAGAAGUGCAAGUUUGAAACAGACCAGAAGGUGAUUGUCUUCUUUUCGAGCUGCGAGCUGGUGGAGUUCCACUACCACCUCUUCCUGCAGACCCUGCUGAGUGGCCUUGGGGCCCCGGCAUCCGGGCAGCCGCCAUCUGGCUGCACGCGGUUCAGAUUCCUGCGUCUCCACGGCAGCAUGGACCAGGAGGAAAGAACGGCAGUGUUUCAGGAGUUCUCACAUUCCGGCACGGGCGUCCUUUUCUGCACGGAUGUUGCAGCUCGGGGCUUAGAUCUCCCUCAAGUCACGUGGAUUGUUCAGUACAACGCGCCGUCGUCACCGGCUGAGUACAUCCACCGGAUCGGGAGGACCGCCCGCAUUGGCUGCCGCGGGAGCAGCCUGCUCGUCCUGGCGCCUUCGGAGGCAGAAUAUGUCAACUCGUUGGCUUCUCACAAAAUCAAUGUUUCUGAGAUGAAGAUGGAAGAGAUUUUGUCUGUUCUGACAAGGCACGAUUGUUUUAAAGGCAGACGACGGGGAAGCCAGGAAGCCCAGGCCGCCGGCCCCCAGGAAAUCCAGGAGCGAGCCACGAUCCUGCAGACGGUGUUUGAGGAUUACGUGCACUCCAGCGAGAAGACUGUCUCCUGGGCAAAGAGAGCCCUGCAGUCCUUCAUCCGCGCCUACACCACCUACCCGCAGGAGCUGAAGCACAUCUUCCACGUCCGCGCGCUGCACCUCGGCCACGUGGCCAAGAGCUUUGGGCUGAGAGAUGCCCCCAGAAAGCUUGGUGUCUCGGCUAUAAAGACGAGGAAAGCAAACGUGAAGAGGCCUGACCUUCGUAGGAAGACCCAGAGGAAGCACCACCUUGCUGAACUCCUGCGUUCGGAAUACUCCAGCGGGAUGGAGGCUGGCGUGGCCAGGGUCCGGAAGCAGAGCAAACCGGCCGAGCCGGGCAGCCAGCCCGGGCCAUGAGAGAGGGGAGCGCGUGCUCCGCGGAGCGGCGAGGGGCCAGGAAGCCUCGCCGAGGACUUCCCGCAGCUUCUUCACACUCUGCCUUUCAGACUCUGCCGCCACCAUGCUGGGCCUCAGAGCAGGCCCGGGGCCCGUGGCACCGGAUGGACGUCCUGUGUUCGUCAGCCCCUGAGGCUGAGCAGCACAGCCCGUCUCUCUGGGGGCGGAGUCUGGGGGGCAGGCGGUGUAGACUAGCCAGUUAACCUGUAUCUUACGUACCACGCCUGACACUUUGUAUCCAUUCCGUCGCUGCCCACAUGUAGCCUCACGCAGACCUGAUGGAGGACGGGCGCCCACGCCUUGCUGCGCGCCUGCGCCCGGCUCAGCCCGGAGCGCUGAUCUGAAGGAGUUCUGGCUUUACAAAGCCUGUGUUGGCAUGGAUUUUUGCAAUAUAAGGUGUUAAAAUCUAGAUUUAAAUUUGUAAAAGAACAGAAAAAAGUCCUUAUCAGGUCACUUUGUUGAUGUCCCAGCGCUUCAUGAGAGAGACCAGAGGGGUUCUGGUGUGGGCUAGAGCGACUCCAGUCCCUGUCCCCAGCCUGCCCCUGACUCCAUGUCACGUUCUCACACGGUCCCUCGCCCUCCGUGCCCACGGAGAAUGACUCUCUCAGGCUAAUUGAUUUACUGUUGCCUUUCUGUUAUUUGCCUUUGAAUUCAAAAGGCGCCCAGCCUGAGCCUUUUUCUCCCACUGAAUUCCAUCUUGUCUCCAAGAGUCUGGGGUCUUUGUAGCUUGGCCUGGGCCGCAGCUGCCCCUCCCCCGUUGUGUUUCCUGGGAGGUUUGAAAGAGGACCCCCAGGGCGUAUUGAUUUCUCAAUAAAUGUAAGAUUUGGACACGGCAGCUCCGGAGGCGUCCGGGGACCGGCAGCGCCUUUGCCGUCUACCCUGCCCUGUUCCCCUCUCCCCCCGACUCGCCACCUCCCCUCCUUUUUCUCGAGUUCCCAGGGUGAGUGUGGACGGCCCUCUGCAGUAGGCCCUCCAGACCCACGUGGGCCUCGUGGCCAGGACAAGGGCCCCAGUUGGGAGGGGGUCUGUGGGCACCAGGAGGCGCAGCAUCCCUGUCGGGACGCUGAGCCACGCAGGCGCCGAGCCUGUGCAGGAAGGAGAACGUGACUUGUGCAGAGUUGGCUGUCACAAAUUAUUAGGGGCAGUUGGUGAAAUUUGUAAUAAUAAUAAUAAAACCUGUAGCACACGCCAUGCUGACUUUGGGCAUAUCUGCCCAUCCUUUUAUUCUGCCGUCUGCCGUGUGGCGGUUCACAGGAUUUGGAUGAGAAGGGGGCACAAACUGUAGACGGGACCCAGCUGUGUGAGAGGUGGGCCGAUGCCAGGGAUGGGACGAUCAAAGAGAGGCCCUCUGCCUCCCGCAGAGGGGACCCCAAGACUGUCCCUGUGGGGAGGGAGGCUGGACGUGCAUGAUGUGUCGCUGGGACUCUGAGAUCAAAACUUACACUAAUUUGCUAACACUUAGGGUUUCUUGUCAUAGUAGAAUCAGUCUAUUACCCCCAGUUAAUAAAGAAACAUGGAUUUA